UCAGCCUCACGGCUCCUUCCUGCGCCCUGGAUAACUAAAAGGAAACUCCACCGGAGCUACGUGACAGAUCCGCUGGUUUUUGUGGGGACAGUGGCGAGAACUUUUACGCAAGAGGACGUUCAUGCGUUUCUGCUUUAGUUUGAGAUCAGACUGCUGAGACCUGAGGAGGCGUUCUGCAAAGUUUGUCUGUUCAUCCAAGAUUUUUUUUUUUUUAAAAAGCUGACAGUCAGCUGGAUCGUUCAGCUUUUAUUGCGGAUGGCAUGAUUGCAGCAGAUUGUUGCUGAUCAGAAAUAUUCACUGACUGAUUUGAAAGAGAGCUGAGAGGGCUAAACCGUGGUAGCGUUCCAGAUAAGAGCGCCGAUACCAAAAGAGAAAAGUUCAGCUGUGAGACUCUUUUGCUUAUGCAAGUGAAAAACAAAGAAACUGUGAUGUUCCUCGGGCUGACACAUCCUGUGCUGAUGAUCUAGCACGCAGUCAUCUGACUUGAUUGUUUCUUUUUAGUUAGGCUCCCUCUCUUUCUCUUCACUCACACCUUGUGCGCUCGCGCCUCCAUCCUGCGCUCCAGUUUGGACUCCUGAAACCAGCAGCGCCCGGAGGAAAGGGAAAGCUCCCCCUUUUCUCUCCCACAAACUUCUGCUCUUCUGAUCAGAUACAGUCAGGUGGCACUGACCCGAGCUGUUGUGAUGCAUAUUCCCGUAGAGCCGCCCACCACAAGACGGUUCACGCCGCCCUCGACGUCCUUCCCCUGCAGUAAGAUUGGAGACAGCAACGGGGCCAUGUCCACCCCGGGGCCCCUCAGGUCAAGACCGGACAACAGGAACGUGGUGGACGUCCUGGCAGACCACGCCGGCGAACUGGUUCGAACCGACAGUCCCAACUUCCUCUGCUCCGUGCUCCCAUCCCACUGGAGGUGCAACAAGACGCUCCCCGUGGCUUUUAAGGUUGUGGCUCUCGGGGAUGUUCCCGACGGGACUCUGGUCACCGUGAUGGCCGGGAACGACGAGAACUACUCGGCCGAGCUGAGGAACGCCUCCGCUGUGAUGAAGAACCAGGUGGCCCGAUUCAACGACCUGCGCUUCGUGGGUAGGAGCGGACGAGGAAAGAGUUUCACACUGACCAUCACUGUGUUCACUGGACCGCCGCAAGUGGCCACCUACCACCGAGCCAUCAAAGUCACCGUGGACGGCCCACGCGAACCGCGCAGACACAGAGUGAAGAUAGAAGACCCCCAGAAGAUGCAGUUCUCCGACAGGCUGUCAGAGAUCGAGCGCUACCAGCGGAGCAUGCGAAUAGGCCCUGUAAACAACCCUCCCCGCCCCAUUCACCAAACCCACCUCAGCACAACUCAAGCCCUCUGGCAGGAGCAAAUGGACACCCCAGCUCUGAAGACAUGCAAGGUGGAGGAGGACCUGAGACCAUGGCCAGGGACUACAGAUCUCUUCCAGCAGAGGACCACCUUUCCCUCUCUCUCACCGCUGACCGACCCACGCUUCUCAGACCCCCGUAUGCACUACCCCGGGGCCUUUCCCUACUCCGCCAACACCUCCAGCACUGGCAUCAGCGGCCUCAGUAUGUCGGCCUCAUCUAGAUACCACACCUACCUGCCACCCCCUUACUCAAACAACCAAAGCCAGAACUUCCAGUCCAACUCCUACCUGUAUUAUGGCACAGGCUCAGGGUCCUACCAGUUCUCCAUGGUGGCGCCGGGAAACACCGGAGGCGAGCGAUCCCCUACCCGACUGCUGUCCUGCUCAGGGGCUGGGGGCACCGGAGGGACCAACAGCCUCAUGAACCCGGGCCUGAACACCCAAAGCGAGGGAGUGGAGGCUGACGGCAGCCACAGCAACUCCCCCACUGCCAUGAGCGCCUCGGGUCGUUUGGAUGAGUCCGUUUGGAGGCCUUAUUGACUGACAGACAAAUCAGAGGAUGCAGGAGAAUUGAGGGAGAGAAGGUUAUGAGGAUGAUGAACAAAAAGAUGAGCAUUGAAAGAAAAAAAAAGAAAAUGCUGCAUGUUUGUCUUUUAUUUCUCUGGCACUCGCUUUAAAGACUUUUACCAACUCAACCAAGACUUUUGCAUAUUUUGUAAAUAUUGAGUAAGCUCCUGCACUGUGCAACAUUUACUCUUAACUGACUGUAAAAGCCAUAGAGUUGAGAUGUUCAGUUGAAGCUGUAAAUAGAUCUAAAGCCAUGGUAACAAUUCAGGCGCUCUUCUAGCACUCAAUAACCAAAGUUUGAUCGAUGAGAAGUCCAAUGAACGAGGAAAACACAACAGACAAUUAUCAGACAGACUUUCCACUGGAGAGCCGCAAGUGACAACAACAUCCUUCCAAAGCAUGGAAGCACUGCUGCGGCAAUCGUGCCUUUUAUAAGCUUUCAUUUCUGGGGGAAAUGGGAGAAAGAUCAUGUGUCAGUGGGGAAAAACAGGGCAGUUUAUCAUGCCAUUCCCUUUACCUUAUUUAUUAACCAAAUGGACACAUAGGCCUUUGGUGCUAUGGCAGGCAGUGGAUGUUUGAGUAACAGUGCUGUAUGUCUAAAACUGUUGUGUCCCUAGUUUAUUGAGUUUUCACAGAACUGGCUGAUGGUUUGAGGAUGUAAAAGCCUAACACGAAGGAUUGAUCAUUUGGUCCUUUAUCAGGAAUAUUCCAACAUGUUUUGCCAUUAUUACUUUUUUUAUUUAAGCCCAUUUUGAAAGAAAAGUCCUUCUGUAACUGGAUGACAGUUUACUUAUAUUUAUUUGAGCCAAAUUGCAAGGACAUGUAUUCAUACAACAAUCCUUAAGCAUUUCUUCCUACCCUUCGUUUUUAAAUACAUUAACAGUAUAUAUAACCUAUUUUGUUGUUAAGUAUAAAUUUGGAUUUUGUGUAAUAUAUUGCUUCUAAAUUAUGAAAAGAUCUUUUAAUGUAAUUAUUUUGUCUUCCAAUGUAGCUUUGAUGCACUAAAAACCUUUAUUCCUUAUGAACCAUGCCAUACAAUAUCUGUUGAAUAGAUGGAGUGUCCAGAGCCUUUUAAACUUUUUCUCCAUCGCUAAACAAGCCAUUUGCUUAAUUUUUGCACUAUGAUAGAACAUUUUCUUCCUCUUUUCAUUUUUUUCAUCAACAGUUUCCAUGUUAAAUAUCAAAUAUACCACAAUUAUGUCAAACUGAAAGGUUUAACUAUUUUAUAAUUUCAUAGUUAGUCAUACACCAAUCUCAGAACCCAUCAAUUAUCAUCUGAUCUAGUCAGAGUCGAUCUAAAAUGAUGAGGCACGCAUUCCCACAGUACAGCUGUGUGCGUACAUUCCCCCUGUCUGGAGGGCCUUUCCUUUGCACUUACACAAGUGAGCCCUCCAUCCCUGGAGGAGGAAGAGUUUAAAGAUGAAGGAGGAGGUGGGGUCAGAGCAGUAUCUGCUUACCAACACCAAGGGCGGUUACACAAAAACCCUGCUUCGCACAGGCUCCUUUGUUCUGGGUAAUAAGUGAGUGCUUUGAAGUGUUUACUGCCCUAAUACUGUCUUUUCUGCUUUAAUAUACUCAUCAUCAAUGCCAGGAGCCGCCGCUCUGCCAGUGACUCAUGCACCUGUAAUGGGCAUGAGCCAUGCAAAGGCAAAGGCAGUUACAGUAGGCCUUCCACGAAAUAGAAGUAGGGGUAUGAAAGUGAAUAUAUUUCCCCAAAAAGGCUUGCAUUUGCUGCUCAGGUAUAAAUAACAAUGCAGGGUGUUUUCUCACCUUCUCUCUUUUCAACCAUCCAUAUCAGCAUCUCAUUCCUCUUUCCCUUUUAGAUGUAAAGCAUGUUUCCCUUCUCUCUUCUCUGAAGCCUUUAUAGGGUAAUGAUCUUACUUUAUUAGAGGCAAAGAUCAUGCAGCUAGAGAAGCCACAUGUGUACUUAUAUUUGUGUGGUUCCUUCAAAAGAAAACCAAAGAUCUUCACAACUGCCUGUAUAACUGUCUGAAUGUUAAUGACAGGAGGAAUGAAUCGUACGUGAAACCUGUCAUGACUGAUCUGUAACAUCAUUCUUUAUGUAAAGCUACGAAGCCAAAAUGUACAAUUAAGUUCCAUUUUAUUGUAUUGUGGAUUCAAGAGCACAAUUUUUCCUUAUUUUUUUCCUUUACAAGAUGCUGUUUUUCCUCUUUGUAUACCAAAAUGUUUAUUCAUCUUGUUCCCUUUAUUUUUCUUUUGCUCAAAGCAUGUACACCUGAUACUGAUAUGUUAAUUUAAGAAUCUCAUCUAUGUAUGUAAUGAUAUUGUUAAUGCUUCCAUACUGAGUGCUUGUAAAGUUUGCGCAUAAUGUAGUUUUUAAUCAUUUUAAUUAAAAAAAAAA
Messenger RNA from Cheilinus undulatus (humphead wrasse), 4296 nucleotides. It is a transcript of the gene runx3, whose product is annotated as RUNX family transcription factor 3. The record is from RefSeq and is a predicted model, not a curated record. The transcript is spliced from 6 exons. Gene Ontology annotation, biological process: hemopoiesis; neuron differentiation; regulation of transcription by RNA polymerase II. Lineage: Eukaryota; Metazoa; Chordata; Actinopteri; Labriformes; Labridae. The coding region runs from base 684 to 1907 and encodes 407 amino acids. Gene Ontology annotation, cellular component: nucleus. Gene Ontology annotation, molecular function: ATP binding; RNA polymerase II cis-regulatory region sequence-specific DNA binding; DNA-binding transcription factor activity, RNA polymerase II-specific.